Messenger RNA from Aspergillus campestris IBT 28561, 5054 nucleotides. RefSeq lists its product as uncharacterized. The transcript has 4 exons. Lineage: Eukaryota; Fungi; Ascomycota; Eurotiomycetes; Eurotiales; Aspergillaceae. Bases 438 to 4940 code for a protein of 1500 amino acids. The record is from RefSeq and is a predicted model, not a curated record.
UGCGUGUCAUCGCCAAGCAGCCAGCUGUCUCGCCCUCUCCACUAAUCAUCUCUCCAUCGUCUCUCGCAAAUCAUCCGGCUUUUCUCCUGCUCUUCCUUCGCUCUUCUUAUUCGUCUUGAUAAUUCGUCUUUUUUCCUCCUGUCUCUCGUCCAUUUCUUUACUUGCAUAUCCUGAUUUAUAUCCAUCGCCCCUCCUCGCCUCCCCUCCUCUCUUCUCUCCCCCACCGUACAUACCAUCAUAUCAAUAUCAUAUCAUCCACCCUGGAGUCCUCCUCUUCCACCCUCCCCCUCCAUCCAACCCUGGACGACAACUCUUCAACUGGUUCACCUCCCUCAGUAACACCUAGAUCAUGCCAUAGAGAAGUCCCCCGUCAAGCCUGGGCCUUCUCGCCGCCUCCUACCUCCUCUCCACCCUCUUCGGCCCAUGGCACCGCCGCCAUGUUUGCCCAGGCGCCUUGCGACGAUGGUCGUCGCUCUUCUUUCGAGGGGUUUUCUUCUGUGACUAACCCAAUCACCCCCACUACCCAAAUCGCUUCCCCAACCCCCGAUGAUCGUCGGUCUGCCCCCGUGGACCGCGUGGAGACCGUCUCCUUUGAAGAUCUAGCCCGCUCCCAUCGCCAAACCCAACACAAACUAUCCCGCCGGAAAAGGUUGGAAUCCCGUCUCCAUGUCGUCAAGGUCUCCAUGGGCCUCUCCGCCCGCCUCGUCCGUGUCGGGGUGACCGUCCAACGCGGCCUCGUCGAUCGCCUGAAGCACGAGGACAAGGUCAACUUCAUCGCCCUUUAUCACGGUCUAUCCGAACUACAGGAAUCCUGUGAGUCCGUCGUUCGCGCCCCCGGCCACCCCGCGGAUCCCUGGGAUGAGGUCGGCGCGUCCGCCCGCGACGCCGCCGCGGACCAUGCCCCGGACUUCUUCCUGCAACUGAGCCCUCAGUCCCGGACGGAUGUGCUGGAGAUCCUGGAUUUGGCGCGUACCAGUCCCCGAUUUGUGGUCGACCGUCUGCGCAACUUGUCCCCCGCGCAGCUGGCCGCUCUCGUGGCCGCCUCCGCCCCCGCCGUGGAGGCCGGGGAUGCCGCCUCGUCCGUCCCCGCGGGCGCCAGAUCCCGGACUUCUGCCUCCUCGUUCUCCAAGCGUUCAGUGGCCCCGUCCCUCCCCUUCAAGGACCACGUCCUCGGAUUUGAGCGCUCGGACGCCCUGUCCAUCUUGCUGUUUAACGUGUUUUCUGCGCCCCUGGAUUCCAACGGCCCCGAGGCCCAGCGCCGCCUGGACCUGUGGGCGUCCGUAUGUGCCCACCUCUUCACCGAGGGCGGCGCCCGCUACUUUCCCCUGAUCGGACACAUCCUCGCCGCCUGGGCCAUGGGGAGCCACUGGAAAGCCCGGCCCAAGUUUGAGCUCUACCUGAUGGACAUCCUCCAGACCGGCGCAUUCCUCCUGGAGCACGUAGACCCGCCCCCCAAUCUGCCUUUUGAUGCCGAGCCCAUCGAUCCCCUCCGCACGGAUGUCGCCGAGGAAUUCUUUGCCACUGCCGUGGAUUCCCUGUUUCAGCUGCUGGAUGACCCAGAUGCCGGGUUCCCCCACGCCGUCAUGGAGUUGAGUGCUGCUAUCCUGCAGCGCUUGCAUCGCCCGGAUGCCCGCGACCGCUUCUUGGAGUUUCUGUUUGUCCAGUGGUUUUUUGCCUCGUUCCUCUACGGCGCACUGACAUAUCCUGAGGCCCACGGUCUUCUGUUGGACUUUCACAUCCGGAAGGAUGCGCGCGAGAAGCUCCUCGGCCAGGUUGGCAUGCAGGCGUACUCCCGGGUGUUUGCCGUGCUGCGGUCCAUGGAUCACUACGCCAUGGCUCGUCCCACCGUUCGACGGCAUGUCACCAACAUGGUGAAUCAGGUCCGACAGACCGCGACUCACCUGACCCCGCGACCAGCACCGGGGACGGCCCCAACAUCGCCGGCCGGGUUCCUGAUGCUCUCGGCCACUGAUGUUCUAACCAUGCUGAACGCACUCUUCCCUAGGGUCGACUCGUCCAUGUACAGCCCGCCGUCGGGUGUUGUGCCAUCGUCCCUCCACAACCCCUUCCAGACCCUCUCGCCCCGGUAUGCCACCCCCAUCGUGGAGCCCGGGUUUUUCUCCCCGCCGGGACUGUCAUCCCCGGCCCGGUCCCUCUUCCCCGCGGAGAUGACCUUUUUAUCGCCCCAGGAGGAUCGCCUCCGCCGGAAGGCGGACCGGAUCCGCUUUGAGCUCUCGGGCCUGGUCGAGCCCGAAGGGCGGACGACCCUGGAGCCGCCCGCCACCGAAGACUGGGCCGUCUUCUCGAUCGACCCCCGGGACGACCGUCCGGUCUGGGGACUCUUCCCGGACGACGACGCGAGCGACCCGGAGAACCACUCCGUCAGAGACGCCCCGUCCACCACCCUGGGGAUGGAGGAUAACUUGGAAGCGCUCCAGACGGCCAUUGUGAAACUGAUCCAGGAGAACCCCGCCGGGGACCGCGUGGAGGCCGGCCUCCCCGCACCCGGCGCCCACGCCGACAGUCUCUCCCUCCGGCAGCGAUUCCAACGCGCUAUGGCAUCCUGCCACCACGAGUCUGACUUCAUCGGCGCCCACUACUGGUGGAACGCCGGCCGGCAGCUGCUCCGCAGCGUGGCGACCGCCCCCGCCCGACAGGCCGACGACUCGUGGAUCCUCCGCCCAAUGCACCGGUCGAAUGUGGCCUCGCUGCGCGAGUCCCGAUCGGUCAUCGAGCGUAGCGAAAGUGACCUCGUUGCGCUCGACCGUCAUCGGCAGCGCCUGCAGAAGACCGUCAAGGACAUGGUUGCCACCGUCGCGCGCCUCCGCGACAAGAUGUGGUACAUGACCGACGUGAAGAACUCCAUGCGGUACGAGGACGCCAAACACGUAGCGCUAGCCCUCAAGACAAUGGUCCACUCGGCGCGUCUGUCCCGGCCGGCGGAGACCCGGUCACGGGGCGGUACGACCCGGUCCCUUCUGCAGAAGCCCGAGCUCCAGGUGAUGCAGGUAAUGAAGGCGCCGAGCAACCAGGCCGGGCCCAACAAGCUGUCCGACGAGCAGGUCGAUCUGAUUCGAAAGUGGCUGGCCCACAACAGCAUCGACAACUUCUGCCGGGGGGAGGAGCGCAUCCACCGCUUCUGCUACGAGGUCAAGGCCAGCAUCAACCGCCUCGUGGGUGAGACCAUGGCCGAGACGCCCGUGCUCUGGGCCAGCGAGCUGUUCCACCGCGAGCGCGCCCAGUUCGAGGGCUCGACCCCGCGGGGAUUCAUGGGCCUCUCCGCGGGCCUGCGAUCGUUCGGCCGGGCCGGCGAGGAUGCCCCCGCGACCCCCACGGCGUACGGGCCCGUGCCUCCUCCGUCCGGGCGCCCGUCCGACCCCAUGCCCCGAUCCGCCGCGCACGACUUCUUCCCUGCGCUGACCCGCGAUGCGUCGCUCCAGAACCUGAUGCCGGAGCGAUGGCGGACCCCCCGAGAUCCGUCCAUCACAGACGCCUCGUCCAUCGCGGGCUCGCCGGGGAAGGCCGCAUCGACGGCCACGGGCGAUUCGUGUAGCACAUUCUGGUCGGCGCCGCACCGGCCCCAGUACUACGCCGCCAGCGCGUCCAGCGUCUAUUCUCGUCCUCCGUCCAUGAUCAGUGAGACGGGGACCCACCAACCGCGCCGCAGUGAGCGCACCACCCCGCACGGGAAGACGGUCUUUCUGGACGAGCUGCGGCAGACGCUGACGAGCUUGCUUCUGAGCGACCUCGGCUCGCCGGUGUGGAGCUGCGGCAGCGAGACCGACGCGUGGUUCGGGAACGUCCUGGACCAGGAGCGCAUCCGGAUCCAGAUGGGCAAGCGCUCCCGGAUCCAACGGUUCUACGCCGAGCUCGACGACCGCCCGAUUCGUCACACCAUCCACCGGACGUCGUCGGCCCACGGGCGCCGCCGGAGCCGCUCGCUGGAGCCAUCUGACCAGCCCGCGCCUCCUCCUAACCCCGCAGACCGGGACUCGACGCCCACGGGUGCGAGUGGGGACCCCAUACCCGAAGAUCAGCCCCCGUUUGCGUACGGGGUCGUCUUCCGCCGGCUGAUCGACGUCUUCUCGCGGCACGGCAACCCGUUUGUGAAACUCAAGGCCCUGCGUGAGCUGCGGGCCCUGGUCGUGGCGUCGUUGAACGCGGGCCCCGACGACCGUUGUCCUCCGUCCCCGGGUCCAGGCCCGGGCCCGGACGUGCGCCGGACGCGAGGCUCCCGACACAGUUUCUCGGAGUCGCGGACGCCGCGGGGCCCCGAGCGGGACGGCGUCCGCACGCCGACGAGCCCGGCCGCCGAAUCGGUCCUCUUCGAGUCGCGGCCGUCGGACUACGCCACGCCCACGGAGAAGGAGAUCGUGGACGCCCUCCGCGAGCUACUCCUAGAGAUGAAGCCCAAGACGCUGUUCCGGGACCUGCAGUUCAUCGCGGCCUUCGUGCCGGGAGACACACUGAACCAAACCGACAGCGGGACAGCCUUCCUGCAGUUCGGACUGGCAGCACUCAGCCUAAAGGACGAAGUCUGCAACAGCAUGGUCGAGAUCGCCGACCACAUCGUGUCACAAGAGCUCAGCCGGCGACACCCGCCUUCGGGACCCGACGGGACCCCCCGGCCAGGCCACGCCAUCGAAGACGCAGCGGGGAUGUGGAUCAUCACUGCCAAAGAAGGCCACGCCGUCGCCCAGCGCGAGCUGGCCAUUCUCUACCUCACGCACCCGGAACUCCUACCGCGGGUGACGCUGCCACUCACACUCCUCCGCGACACCUACAAAGCGGAGAUGAUGUACCACCGCGACAACGAUCCCAAGUCCGACCCGCAGAGCAUGUGUCUGGCGCUGCACUGGAUGCAGCUGUCGGCGCAGGGAGGGGAUGAUCUUGCGAGGAAUCGACUUCGGGAACGGGAGGAGUUUGAUUCGAUUGCUUGAUCUUGUCGCUUCUUUCUCUUCUUACCUUCUUUUUUUCUGGUUCUAUUUUUGAUUCCAUUCUACCCUUCUUUUCUUUUCAUUUAUUAUCUUUUUUUUUUUUUUUUUUUCUUUUUU